ACCACGGCUGCACCGUCGCUGUGGAGACCUCUUCGUUGCUCCGGCGAGGCUCGGAUGGGUCGCCGCCGCCGCCGCUCGGCCGGCCUGAAGCGGCUCCACAACGGGGCACCUCGCCAAGAAACCCCGCCUCCGCUGGAGCUCCCGGCUGAGCCGGCUACCUACGCCGAUGCCCACGAUGGCCGCGCGGUGGUGCUGCUCCCUGCGAAGGAAACUCUGACCUUUGCUGGGAAGUGUCGCCUGACGUGCCUGUAUGGAUCCGUGCGGGUUUUGGGGUUCACCAUCGCUCCGGACCAGCCCCCUUACGACCUCUAUUCCCCCCACACCUACUGCGCCCUCACCAUCGAAGCCACCAACGGCCUCAGGGACCCGGAAAAAUCAGAGAAGGAGAUGAAAGUGGAGGCCAGAGCCGUCCUGCGAGCUCACUUUGUGCCCCAGGAGGCCAGAGGCCAGCUGCUCAAAAACUUUGGGCCAGGCUGCUCCCUCCUCUUGCUGGAACAGCUGGACACGCCGGAGGCCAAGUUCAUUCUCAGCCAGCCGGAAUUCGCCAAGAUCUUCAGACCGAAAAAGCAACGUAUUCCCCCUUUCAUUCCAGAGGAUACCGUGCUGGCAUCGGCCGGCCUGGUGCGGCUGGAGCCCAGCAGCGGCCUGCGGAUAUCCGAAAGCAUGGAUUCGGCCAUCGGGGAGCUGGUCCGGGCUUGCCAGGUGGAAGACGAAGGCUGCCCGGUUAUCUUAGUUUGCGGCCCGAAAAGCACCGGAAAGUCCACGUUUAACAGAUACCUGAUGAAUCUUUUACUAAACCACCUUCCCUGCCUCGAAUACCUGGAAUGCGAUUUGGGGCAGCCAGAGUUCAACCCACCAGGGUGCAUUUCCCUGGUCAAUGUGCGGGAGCCCCUUUUGGGCCCGCCAUUCGCCCAACAGCGGCCCCCUCGCAAAAUGGCCUUCUAUGGGGACAUCUCCUGCGAGCGCGACACGGAGCGCUACCUCGACACGCUGAAAUAUGUCUUUGGGGGCUACGCGAGAGACGUCCCUCUGCUGAUCAACACCAUGGGGUGGAUGAAAGGGGCCGGCCUGCUGCUGCUGAUCGACGUCAUCCGCUCGCUGUCGCCCACCCACGUCGUCCAGCUGAGUGCCAAGGACUUAGAAGAGCUGCCUCUGCUUUCGGCCGACUACAUCCACACCGCCGCCGGCCUGCACACCCGGGGGAAGCCCUCCCUCAAAAGGAAACACCCCGGCGGAAGCUGGCAAGGCACCCAUGCUCCACAGCCUAGCCAUCAGUUGCUGUGUGUCCAGGCAAACUUUCCGGGCGCCGGACUCCCCGGCAUUGGGCGAACGCACAGCAGUACCCUGAGGAACCUGACUAUGGUGGGCUACCUGAGCCAACUACAGCCCCCCGGCCUGGAACCGGUGGUCCCCCUGGCCAGCCUGGUGCCCUAUCAGGUGCCCUUCAACGCCGUUGCCCUCAAGGUGAUCCACGUGGACGUGGCCCCCACCUACGUCUUGUGCUCCCUCAACGCCAGUUGGGUCGGCCUGUGCCACUUGCCGGAUCGGCUCCCGUGUAAUUCAGAGGGGCCAGUGGUGGUUUUGUCUCAGACGCCCCUCUGCGACUGCCUGGGCUUCGGGAUUGUCCGAGGGGUGGACAUGACCAAGAAGCUUUACUACAUCCUGACGCCGUUGGCUCCGGAGAGCUUACGCCACGUGAACUGUUUGCUGAUCGGCGACGUCGCCGUCCCCAACUGCAUCUUUCUGAACCAAGCCAAGACCGAUGGGGAGACCCCAUACGUCACCUCGGAUUACAACUACACCGUUUCUGGUGCUGGGAAAUUAAAAGUUAAGAGGUAUCUGCAGAGGAGAGAGCAUCGUUGCCCAUGAAUUCUUCCUCUGGAAGGAUUGGUCUCCGGGAAUCCUUUCAGCCGGCGUGGUGCCUCCCCUUGGCGAAAUGCGCGUCCCUCCCUUCUCCGAUGACCUUUUCUUCCUUUUUUUUUUCUUUUCAUCGCGAUGUUCAAAUUAAAACACAUUUUGCACAAACCUGGUGGGUAUCUGACUGUCCACGUCG
Molecule: messenger RNA, 2053 nt
Organism: Pseudonaja textilis
Lineage: Eukaryota; Metazoa; Chordata; Lepidosauria; Squamata; Elapidae
Gene: NOL9
Product: nucleolar protein 9
Biological process (GO): cleavage in ITS2 between 5.8S rRNA and LSU-rRNA of tricistronic rRNA transcript (SSU-rRNA, 5.8S rRNA, LSU-rRNA)
Cellular component (GO): nucleus
Molecular function (GO): polynucleotide 5'-hydroxyl-kinase activity
Source: RefSeq, a predicted model, not a curated record